GGGGGGGGGGCGGUCAUUGUCGGCCCGGUAUAUAAGCGGGCUGAGGCCGGGCGUGUGCCAGGCUCACGAGCUGAUCCAGAGCAGCAGAGGCGCGUGCCAGCAGUCCUGAUCUACACCCGGUUCUGCUGGGUCGGAACCAACACUUCCUCAUCCCGCCAGAACUGAACCGAACCGAGAUGGACUCCGUGUUCUCCGACACCGACACCAGCUGCGACCUGUUCCCGCACACUGACGAUGAGGACAGCGUGCGGGGCAGCAGCAUGAGCGGCGCGUCCCCGCCGCCCGACCAGCCGCCGCCGCAGCAGAAGAAGCGGCGGCGCGGCCGCGGCCGCAGCGACGCCAGCGCGCAGGUGGUGAAGAAGAGCCGGCGGCUGAAGGCCAACGACCGGGAGCGGAACCGCAUGCACAACCUGAACGACGCGCUGGACACGCUGCGGGGCGUCCUGCCCGCAUUCCCGGACGAGACCAAACUCACCAAAAUCGAAACUCUGCGCUUUGCGCACAACUACAUCUGGGCUCUGUCCGAAACCAUCCGCAUCGCGGACCUGCAGGCGGGCCGCGGGGGGGAACCGCCCCUGCUGCGGCCCGCCCCCAGCCCGGCCAGCGCCGGCAGCACCGGCCGCUGCUGGAGCUCCGGCGGCUCCUCGUCCUCCUCCUCCCCGGCCUACUGCGCCUCCAGCCCGGGCAGCCCCGCCGCGCCGGACGACCUGCUGCCGCGGGACGCGCUGUUCGGCUUCCGUAGCUUCGCUUCGGGCAUCUACUGAGGACACCUGGACACACCUGGAGACAGACCUGUCCCGCAGAAGAACCGCAGUUUGCCUUACUGAACUGAAUUGGAUGAGAAGAACGUUCUUCCUCAUUUAUUUGUGUUUUACUCUAAAUAUCUUUGCACUUUCCCCCCUUAACCUCUCCGCAGUGAGCAGAUUCCAGUCAGUCCACCUCCUCCUCCUGUUUCUCCUCCUGUUCUUCCUCCUCCUCCUCCUCCUCAUGGAGGUGAAGAGUCAACUUUAUAAUUAGUAAAGCGCUGAAGCAGAAAACUGAGCGUGGAAAUCCAGUUUCUGCGCUCUGACAAAAGCUGAAAGGACCUGCCCCCCCCAGUCCCCUCACACAGAAUAUCCCCUCCCCCACCUGUUGUUUCUAUUUAUUUGCUUUCGUCACAUCAAAACCUGUAAUUUGUACAUAAACAGAUUUUUAUUCUAUUUACUAGAACGUUUUGCGGUUUUUCUACUGAAUGAAUAAAGUUUUAACGUUUCUAUUAAAAA
This is a messenger RNA of Gambusia affinis (western mosquitofish), 1262 nucleotides long. RefSeq names its product neurogenin 1 (gene neurog1). The record is from RefSeq and is a predicted model, not a curated record. NCBI's taxonomy places the organism in Eukaryota, Metazoa, Chordata, Actinopteri, Cyprinodontiformes, Poeciliidae. The coding region runs from base 177 to 764 and encodes 195 amino acids. The transcript is spliced from 2 exons. Gene Ontology annotation, molecular function: protein dimerization activity.